AUGAACAAGAUCGAAACCCCACACAGCGAACAGUCCAUCUACUUCGACGCCCCCGUAGCAAACUUUUCCUCCUACGACGACAUGAAUUACCCGUCUUCACAAGAUAUUCACCCCCAGCCUCAGGCCCCCCUCACACUUACCCCCUACCAGCUCCACGACGAUGGCCCGGUGGCCCCGCAGCCCAAACGAGCGUCUCUGGUCACUCCCCCUGUCCCAGGAGCCUAUGAGACUCCCAAACCCAAGGUAGCUGAGCACCCUAACGGCUCUGAGGGCUGGCUGCCGACAGAAGAGGCCGCCCACCCACCGAUGCCGGAGCCCCAGCACUAUCAGGCCGAACCUCACCCACAACCAUCGCACUCAGACUUACAGACAGUUCCGAAAACACCGAGUAGAAAAGCGUCUCCGAUCAAGCGCGAGGCUUCCGUAUCACCCGCGAAUGGGGACUUGCAUCGUCAGGACACCACAGCGACGGCAGGAGGUUACGGUGGAGCGUCCCUCGGCCGAUCGAGCUCAAGACGCAGCGCACAUACCACGAGCGACGGCCGUGUGUUGCCCGGUUCGGCGUUCGUCAAUGGUGCGGGUACGACGGGUCCUUUCACUACUGCUCCUGAGGAAGAGGAGUUGUAUGCGAGAGGAUCUGAGGCUCAUGCGAAUUUGACACCGAAGCAGAAGUCGAAGAUCGCUAAGGAGGAAGCUAAACAUGGGAAGCGCCUGACAAAGAUCAUCAAAGCUGAAGCAAAGACGGAAAAACAGGCGCUGGCGCUGGCGAUCGACGAGCUCGAGGAACUUCAAAAGUUCCAGAAGAGCGCCGUCAAGAAUGAAGGUCGUGCACAAGCCAACCACAACAAGCUCCUCGGUCAGUUCAAGAAAACGGAGGCCGCAUACCUCUCAGCCAAGAUGAAGUACGACACGGACCUUGCGCACCUCAAGUCCGAGGAAGAGGUCCUGGAGACGCUGAAGAAUAACUCCAGGGAGGCGACCGAACACAUGCAAGAUAAGGCGGUAGAAGUGAACGCACUGAGGGAAACGUUGAGGGUUGACGAGAGGGAACGUGAGGUCAAGCUCGCACAGUUGAAGGAGAAGAGCCCGAAGAGGACAUUGUCAAUGAGGACACCCGCCCACAACUGA
Molecule: messenger RNA, 1128 nt
Organism: Cyclocybe aegerita
Lineage: Eukaryota; Fungi; Basidiomycota; Agaricomycetes; Agaricales; Hemipholiotaceae
Source: the annotation of a GenBank genome assembly